Molecule: messenger RNA, 6331 nt
Organism: Topomyia yanbarensis
Lineage: Eukaryota; Metazoa; Arthropoda; Insecta; Diptera; Culicidae
Exons: 4
Coding region: 964-2661 (565 amino acids)
Source: RefSeq, a predicted model, not a curated record
CGUUCAUCAGUUCAGUGCGAACGUGUGAUCCGAACGAAAGCUCUUUCUCGAAGCUCUCCAUUCCUGGUCGCAGCGACAACUAUAAAGAAUAGUACUUGUGCAAAACAUCACAGCCUACUACUUUGAAGUUUACCAGUUACUAGUGCAGAUUUCGAACCGUUUGACCACACCGUUUUUGCGGACGGUUGGUUGGUAGUGAAUUCGAAUUCCCCCGACGCGGGGCGGAAACGAACGGGACCAGUUGGUGGUGAGUGUGUGUACAGCUCCAACCGUCGCCCUGUUCCGCUAACACCGGUUCGGUGUUUGUAUCCGGGGGAUCCACCCCGGCGCUGUCGUCGAUCUCAGUCGAAACAGUGCUGGCAGCCGGAUCGGAUUGUUCACUCGGGCGAGUCGGAUGCGCACUUGCUGAUCCUCCGCCGCAGGAAAUUUGAAAUUGUAAGGAAAGUUGGCCCCGCGAACUGUGUCCGAUUGCAGGACGAAGGAAUAUAUAGGGUCCUGCUCAGCAGAAAAGGUGAAAAUACUGAAUUUUUUAUAACGCUUCCUUCGCUGCGACGGGCAGCAUAAAGCAGGCAAAGGAUUAACCUAGUAAAAGUUAAUUUUCCCCGUGUUUUGGCUUUCCGAGAAGAGGAAAGUAUAAUAAGCGAACGAAGCGGGGUUUCUUUCUCAACUCGGUAGGUGGUGUGAGCUCUGAAAAGGAAAAGGAAAAAUAAUCGGAGGAAAAUAAGUGCUCAGUGAUGUGCUGCUACCGGAAACCGAUAACCACCGACAGCGAGAGCGGAAAGGCGAAAUUGGCGAAGGAAAUUGCCUGCUAAAAUUGCGCCGAUUUGCGUUGUCAGUGAAAUCAGUCAGUGAGUUUUCACGAAUUGUUCAAGGUGAACGGAGGAAAAAUAAGAGAAUAAAAAGCGAGUGGUUCAGUGCUAGCGCCUAUAACCCACCCGGUAGUGGUUUUUGAACGAUUAAAAAAUGAGAAACAUCAGCGCCGGCGGGCUUUGCCAGCUGAUUUUCCUAGCCAAUGUGAUUGCCGUUGGCUACUCGCAGGUUGCGGUGAAAGAUGCCGACGACACCGUGAACGCCGGAUCCAUGGAAAAGAAACAACACGUCAACAAGCAACUAUCGAAGCAUCGACAUCGGCGUGAAAAUGGUGCCGAUUACGGUGGUGGAGGAACAGCGGGUGGCCGACAGGAAACCAUUACCGAUGCCGAUGAUGGCGAAUUGGAAAAUUUCAUUGCACUAGCACCGGACGAAGCGGAUAUUUAUAACUUUUCCAACAAUCUCAUCAACGCGGUAGAUAAUGUCGGUUUGCCGGCUGGUGGAGACGAUGCAAACGACGGAGGCGAACUGAUGGAGAAUGCAAAUGAAGCGAAUCCUUUUAAUGAAUUUCUUAAUCCUCGUCAGCACGAAGAGAAACAGCGGCAGGUGGAGGAUUCGUGGGGUUUGGAUAUGGAUGAGCAGCUUCCACGGCCGGAACGGGAACGGGAGGAGCAACCGGAGGACAACGAUGUGGGAAAGAGCAAAUAUCUUAAACCACUGAAUCGAAGCCAGCAGACGAGCCCUCUUCUAGCCAGCAGUAUUGAUUUCCUGAACUCCAUUGAUGGUGGUUAUCUACUGUCGAACGGGAUUAUCGAUGAGAAGGGCAGACAACUGGAGGAUGAUAACAGCUUGUCAACGUUGAAGCCGGAAGCCGGGGAGGCGGAAGAGGUAAGCGACGAUGACAUAUUCGAGCAGAUGCAGAAAAAGGCCAAAUCGUACCGUUUGAAGUUGUACAAGAAGCACAAAAAUUUCAAACAUAGUCAUCAUCACAGAGGCGGAUACUAUCAUCCCGUGUAUCAGCAUCACCACCAUCAGUACUAUCGACAGAAAAUGUUGGAACGGGAGCGGGAUCGUUGGAAGCAACUUCACGAGCAGCAGUUGAAGGCUGAUUAUCAGGGGAAAAUUCGAUACUUUGAUAGUUCCAAUAAACUGGAAUCGAAGGAUGAUAUAAGGGCACAUCUUGAUGGAUAUACUAGCCGUGAGCAGUGGCCUCACUUUGAUAAGGUUAUAAAUUCGUUGAAUAAAGAACAACAACAGGAUAAUGUUCCGCCGUAUAUUAAGAAGUAUAACCGUAGAAACAAACAGUUGAUUGAUCUGUUGGAGGGUACAAUUGCUCCGCUUUCGGAUUACAGCCAACGACAUCACGAGAGAAAGUACCAUCGCAGAAAAAAUCCGAACUGGAUGGAGGAGGAUCUGUUUGAACAGCAGCGUCCCAAUCAGAACAAUCUCGGUUUGCAACGGAACUAUAUCCAGGAAACGAUUCAAUCAUCUACGGCACACUCAAACUCCCUUCCAGGGGAAGCAAUCCACAUCAUCUACGAUAAGAAGCAAAACGACAACAAUCAUGAGUAUGGUCACCCCGCAACCGGUAUCGAUCCUAACCACCCGUACAAACUAUCAUCCCGGGCCGGUCAAUUUGUGUAUCACCGGGUAGCGUCUCCGCAGCUUGUCGGCGGUGGCUACGGACGUCUCAAACGUCAGCGGCUUCCAUUCGUGGCGAUCACCGAUCGCCGUCUAGGAUCACCGCCAAAGCGUCGGACAAACGGUAGUAGCAACAGUAAUGCAGCCAUCGCCAGUAGCAGUGACAAUUCCGGUAGUAACAAUCUACUGAAUCACCAACCGAUGCCUUAAGCAAAAACAAACGUCGCAGUCUCUACCAUCGGAGGCACUCAAUUUUAGUCCGACGAGAAAAAAAAUGAAAGAAAAACCGGAACAUUACCACUUUCUGCGAUUAUGGAGCCCUAGUUGGGGAUCUAUUUCGCGUAUAAGGCAGCUGCUCUUUCUAGAAUAGACUCUAAAUAAACAAAAACAUUCCUUUCGUUUCUUUCCAAGGAUUCGCACUUUUCGGGCGAUAAUCAAAAACUAAAAAUCCGUGUAAACUCACCGUUUGUGCGUACUGUCACUUGCCCGGAAAUAAAGUCACUAAAACUGUUCAACAAGCAAAAAACAAUCGAAACCAUUUGACAAUAACCACUUGAGGGUAGCUCGAUUCAACACUAAAAAAAGAGAAACAAAAGUAACGCCGUUUGAGAAUAAAAGAGUAUCUAUUUGACAGCACAGUGACGCCAACAACCGCCUCCCACUGGAUGGGGGUAACCUGCUAUAAAAAUAAACACAUCCUAGUAAGCAGUGCAGUGCAGCGGCUCGCUCGCACACAAUGCAAGCUGAUCGGAAAAUGAAGCUGCUCUCGAGGUAAGCUAAAAACUGCAAUACAAAAGAGACGGCUAACGAUCGCAUGGUGUAUCGUUGUCGUUUAUUGUUAAGGAAAUGGAGGAGAAGGUUAACAAGGAAAAAAUGCUGUCUUCUCGUCUCGUCUCGUCGCGUUUGCUUGAAAUGCGAUUCAAUCGAGUCGAGUGCAGUAUUGGACUGCAUCCGGUCUAUAUCUCGAUACAUAUACAACAAGUGACGCUCGAGGGGUUAACAGAUUUUGAUGAUUGUGUGUGUGUGUGAGUAAGUGUCCGGAAGCGGAAACAAUCAUUUCAGCUGGUUGACAGUUCAGAAGCUGGGUAAUAACAGGCAGAUAAUGGAAAGUGAAACACCACCACAAUCAGUAGUGACAGCGGUCGCACAAAGAGGUGCUGGAUCGAUGAUUAACUUGCGGAACGAUUAUUAUUGGUCGAAAGAUCAUACUUGAUAAUCAGAGGAAAGAAAAACAACGGUGCAUCUAUUCGUUAUCGUUUGGUAAUGACACCGAUGAUACAUGGCCGGAUAUAAGAUAAACACGAUGACAAUAUAUAUUUAUUAUAAACUAAAUUAAUAAAGAAAUUUACGUAGUAAACAAAGUCACACACUAACACUUGAACAGAAAGGAUAAAAACAAACUCUAUUAUAUUUACUAACAUAUCAGAAUGAAUCUUUGAUAAAAGAAACUCCAGAAUCAAAAUGGCGCCCAUCGCCCGAAAAAAGCCCCGUUUUGCUUUCCCCAACUGUUAUGUACGGAAAUAUUAGCAAAUACACCUGCCAAGCUCGGGCAGAACGUUUUGUAUGUAUAAACAAUAGACAAGCCAUCGACCGAUGCACGCGUUAGAGUCAAUUUGCACCUAGCAAGCGAAGUCAAUAUCACAUGUUCACAUUAAACCACCGACACUCCGAUAUUCCCGUUCCUUUCCUCAAACUCACAUACACACACGUGUACACGCAUCUCCAGCGAAAAUAGCCGUGCAGAACGACGCCUACUCUGACUGCCAUUUGGAUUCUGAUCAAUUUUGACGUUUGCGUUAAGAUUUUUCGGUUCCGUUAGACGAUUUUUAAGUGUGAUUCUUUCAAACACGUGAAAAAGAAAAAACUAAGGAUAACGAAAUCCGGAGGCGGAUAAAAUAUGAAAACAUGACAAUAAGCAAAAGGAACCACAAUUUUUUCUAGCAUUUUAUAGAAAGCUUCCCGGAGAUGGAAUCCGAACAGUGUUGAUGCCAAUUUUCUUAUCGGACAGCAACGCUUGAUUGUUGCUGUGGAACGGUGUCGUAAUAUCAUAACAAAAAAAUAACUAUAUAUGGAAAGGUAGAAACAAAAACAAAUAAGCAAUAGACUUUGACAAUACCUUUCGGAGGGAAAGUUCCACAGUGGAAAACAGUUUUAAAACAAGACCCUCGAAAACAUAAUGCCAUCACCAUAGCGCAAGUUAGUAAUAAACAGCGGUGAUCGGAACGUUUAACAUAACAUUCGUGAUACUCUUUAAAAAGCACGUGAAAAAAAUAAAAAAAUAUUCAGAAUUAAGUUCCUUUCUGUUCGAGUUGAGUUUAUCGAAUUACAAAUGGUGGUUCAAUGUAAAUGUAUCCGACAAACACUACCCAAAAACCGAUCGAUACACACUGACGAGAGGAAAGUUAUAGUCAAUUUUCUGUGGAAAAUUCAACCGAAACCAACAAUUGCACCGCUUUCAGAAUGAAAAUCCACAUCCAUUCAAGCAAAUCACGUAUAAACACGAAAUGUUCAACCAAGGAAAAUGCACUUUUAGGAUAAUGGUAAGCUAUGUUAGUUUAUAGAAUGCAAAAUAAAAAAAAACAAUAGCUAUUUUACUACUAAAUUAAGGAACUGUACUUCUACUGUAGACUAACAACCGCCUACUGGGGGCUACCUUCUCAUAUACAUAUAAGAGGAACACAUACAUACAAGCAUACACACAACCCAACACAGUUCCACACGAAAAUGAACAUAUUACGACAAAGUAAGCUAAAUAUGUACUUAGAUAUGUCACUUAUUAAAACCGCAGUAACCAAGGUGCUGCGGGCACUGAACCCGAAAUUUAAGGCAUCUAUUCGUAAACGGUAUUAAAAAGAAAACCAAUGUAAGCUAUCCAAACUACGAAUCAACAACAAGAACCGCGGCACAUCUUCCCCCCAGAAAUAGGGCAAGACAUUUUUACACUUUUACUCCUGCCCAGUUUCCGGGGCCAGAGCCCAUCAAAACCGGAAAAAAACGUUAGUAUAUACAGUCAGCACCUGUCACACUACCAACACAGUAGCGCUUUUCAAAAUGUUUUAGAAUAGAAAAUACCUGCCUACAGUGUGUUUAGCCUAAUUUUGAUUGUUUACGUACUGCUAUCUACUUGACCGACGUCGAAAAAGUUGUUUGGUCUUUGACUCAGAACCGGUUCGAUUCUAACCCUAAUUGCUGUCAGUUAGAGCUGGUAAGAUCAAUUUGACGCAUUCAAACGAAUCUAUUGACUACAUCUUCUGCUUUCUAAUCACACUCUAAUGAGAGAACUGUAGCUAGAGAACCCGAUUCAGUUUCUACACAAACACAAAACCGCACACAACCGACUAGAUUUGUUUACAUUCCAUAGCAACAGACAGCAGUCAUAUGCGUCCGUCGUGCCAUCAACUGGCAAAUUGUUCGAAAAAAAAGAAACCCGUAUUUCAAUCACAGUAACCUUGAUUGCACUGUCAGCAUUCUGUCUUUGAACGUGCCGGGUGUGACAGCUACUGUCAAAGCGCGUAUUUGGAUUUACACUUACUGGGAUUAUGUCGCAAGCGAUAUAACACACACACGCGCGCGCGCAAACUGACAUUUCAUUUUGUGGCUACUAUAGGUAAGAGAAGGAAAAUUAUAAACAUCCGGCGACCGUACCCGGGGACUCGUUUGUCCGAGUAUCGCGGAGAGAUGUGUAGUGAAUGAAACAAUAAUUACAUUUAAUUGUAUGAUUCUGACAGCAAAACAUCAACAGAGAAAACUAAAACAAAAAGUUUGAGAUAAAUAUGGAAACAUAAACAAACUGAAAAGAAUCAGCUAGAGAGCAGACAGCAAAAAAACAAGUGUAUGAAUUGUUAUAUUUUUCAAAUAAAAUAAUAUGAAAUAAACUCAA